Messenger RNA from Parasteatoda tepidariorum (common house spider), 951 nucleotides. NCBI's taxonomy places the organism in Eukaryota, Metazoa, Arthropoda, Arachnida, Araneae, Theridiidae. The record is from RefSeq and is a predicted model, not a curated record.
GAUUGUGGGUUACUUAUGAUGCUGAGAUUUCGUUGACCGAGAAAAGACUUUCAACUAUUUUUUAUUUAGAAGAGAGAUGUUCAAAUCGCCACUAAGAAAAUGUGUUUUAUAAAUCGUGUUCUAUUCACCUGUAAUUCUCAUCCCGUUUUUCACGGAAAUUCAUGCAAACUAUUUAAACAAGGAUACUAUCUUCCUUUAGCCGUGUCGUGCUGACCACAGCAACACCUGCUGUCCGACACUCACUACAGGUCGAGCACCUGCUCGCCAAGAAUCAGGAAGCUAAAAAGUAAUUCUCCUUUUUUAAUUGAAGUAGAUUCAUUUUGGCGGCAUUUUAACCAGCAGCAGAUGGAAUAUUUCUACCUCACUCUCGGCUUGUUCUUAGUUCUAUCGUCCAUGAAAGGAUGAAAUGGAACAAUGGCGUAGGAACUGUCUUCAAACUGAACAGAAACUCUUGAACGUGUGCCACACUGAGAAAACACCCGGAUGGAGAAUCGUCAGAUGUACAUGCAACAGGGAACUUUGCAAUACAGCUUCAGAAAUCAUUCCAUCUUCUUUCAUUAUGAAAUGUUUAAUAAUUGUGUUGUGGAUGUUGCUCAUUAAGAGAUAAAGCAAACUAAUUCCUUAUUAAAAUUGAAUGUUUGGAGAAGAGCUCUCAGUGCCCAAUUAUAAUGAAGUUGGUUGGUCCAAUUGUAAUAUAUCGAAUUCCGGUUUAGUGCCACUUAUAAAAAUCUGAAGUUCAAAGUUUUCAAAGUCUAAAAUUCAUAAUUAAAAGAAUCGUAACUGAAAUUGGGCCUAGAGUCUGAAUUUCGAUUUAGUGUCUCUUAUAAAAAUGCUCAGUUUAAAGUUUAGAAACUUAAAAUGUCUCAAUUAAAAAAGUUGCAUGAUUAAAAAAUAUAUUCUAAAAUGUUUGCAACACGUGUAUAAAUUUUAAAAUUUUUACUUUUCUCGAUA